This is a messenger RNA of Oncorhynchus tshawytscha (Chinook salmon), 2270 nucleotides long. Its product is annotated as zinc finger protein 239-like. Gene Ontology annotation, cellular component: nucleus. NCBI's taxonomy places the organism in Eukaryota, Metazoa, Chordata, Actinopteri, Salmoniformes, Salmonidae. Gene Ontology annotation, biological process: regulation of transcription by RNA polymerase II; central nervous system development. Bases 135 to 1232 code for a protein of 365 amino acids. The record is from RefSeq and is a predicted model, not a curated record. The transcript has 2 exons. Gene Ontology annotation, molecular function: DNA-binding transcription factor activity, RNA polymerase II-specific; RNA polymerase II cis-regulatory region sequence-specific DNA binding.
AGUUAGCCAACGUAAAAUCGGAACAUUGAAGCUCUUUUAGACCAUUUUUGUGUGUAUUGAUCUCGGUGUCGUUUUGCUUGUUAAAAUUGACACAUUUGUUAAGGUUGAUUAUACUGAGCCUAAGCACUAGGCUAAUGCUAAUUUUAGGUAGCCCAACCAUGAACUCACAAAUAUACUCCCAUCCUGCAAAAGAAGAGGGGGUCUCCUGGACGGAGAAUGAAGCUCUGGGUCUGAACAUUGUCGUAAAAGAAGAGGAAGAGGAGAAUAUUACAGUGGAAGAAGCUUUCAGAAUAAAACAGGAGGAAGAUGAGAAUGUUACAGUGAAAGAAGAGAAAGAACCUUUUGGAGUGAAAGAGGAAGAGGAGGCUAUCUCAAUAAAAGAGAAGGAGGAAGAUGUUUUGGGAGUGAAAAGGGAGGAGGUUGAAGGAGAGGAAGUGGAGGCUGGAGAUCUGAUUGACACUAGAGAGAGACCAGACUCUCACUCUGACAGCGGGAAGAGUCCUUCAGGGGAACCAGACCCAGAGACGCCCAAACCAGCAGGAAAACACCACUGCUCCCACUGUGGAAAGAGUUUUACCUGGUUAGGGUACCUAAAACGGCAUGAGAGGACACACACAGGAGAAAAGCCUUUCCAAUGUUCUCAGUGUGGAAAGAGUUUUACCGUGUUAGUUAACCUGAAAAGGCAUGAGAGACUACACACUGGAGAAAAGCCUUAUCAUUGUUCCCAAUGUGGAAAGAGUUUUACUCAGUUAGGGAACCUAAAACAGCAUGAGUGGACACACACAGAAGAAAAGCCUUACCACUGCUUCCAAUGUGAAAAUAGAUUUUCACGAUCAGUGGACCUAAAAGCUCAUGAGAGGACACACACAGGAGAAAAGCCUUUCCAAUGUUCCCAGUGUGGAAAGAGUUUUACCGUGGUAGCUAACCUGAAAAGGCAUGAGAGAAUACACACUGGAGAAAAGCCAUUCCAAUGUUCCCAUUGUGGAAAGAGUUUUACUCAGUUAGGGCACUUAAAAAAGCACAAGUGGACACAUACAGGAGAAAAGCCUUAUCACUGUUCCCACUGUGGAAAGAGAUUUUCACGAUCAGGGGACCUAAAAACUCACGAGACAACACACAUAGGAGAAAAACCUUUCCAAUGUUCCCAAUGUGGAAAGAGUUAUGUUAAGUCACAGUACCUUAAAGAGCAUAAGAGAAUACACACAGGGGAAAAGCUUACCCAAUGUUCUUAGUGUGGUGACGGGAUCUCUCAAAUAGAUGGUAUGAAGAUAGUUGAGAACAAAAGCCUUAUGUCCCUACAGUGCAGAGUGUUUUACCAUGUUAGUUAACCUGAAAAUACACGCUCUGGAGAAAAGCCUUUCCACUGCUCCUAAUAUGAAAAUACUUUUGCCAGGUUAGGGAGUCUGAAGUCACAUGAGUGGACUCAGAGAAGAGGAGCACUACCACUGGUCCAGCUGUGGAACAUGUUUUAACCAGUUAGAGAAGAGGAGCACUACCACUGGUCCAGCUGUGGAACAUGUUUUAACCAGUUAGAGAAGAGGAGCACUACCACUGGUCCCGCUGUGGAACAUGUUUUAACCAGUUAGAGAAGAGGAGCACUACCACUGGUCCAGCUGUGGAACAUGUUUUAACCAGUUAGAGAAGAGGAGCACUACCACUGGUCCAGCUGUGGAACAUGUUUUAACCAGUUAGAGAAGAGGAGCACUACCACUGGUCCCGCUGUGGAACAUGUUUUAACCAGUUAGAGAAGAGGAGCACUACCACUGGUCCAGCUGUGGAACAUGUUUUAACCAGUUAGAGAAGAGGAGCACUACCACUGGUCCAGCUGUGGAACAUGUUUUAACCAGUUAGAGAAGAUGAAAUCACACGAGAGAAUAGAGUCUGUGUUCUGUUUUUUGACUGAGAAUUUGGGUUUUUGUUUAUGCCACCUGAAAUCAAAUAGUUUAUAUGAAAUCUUCCUUAAAGAUAGAAAUAGGCCUACUUUAGUUUUUUUCCUCUUGAGACAUUAAAAAAUAGCUCAAAGUCUGGCUAGGUUGGGUGGGAGGUAGCCCAAUGGGUAUGUCUGGGUAGAAUGGUGGGAGGUAACCCAAUGGGUAUGUCUGGGUAGGUCGGGUGAGAGGUAACACAAUGGGUUUGUCUGGGUAAACAAUAUGACCUGGUGUAUAGAACAGGAUUACGCAGUUCCCAUUAGUUACUGGUGUCAUGACGUUGGCCUGGGGGUAGGUUUAUGACAGUCAUAAAUACCUCUUCCCCCCUUUUUCCUCUCCCUA